Messenger RNA from Lathyrus oleraceus (garden pea), 988 nucleotides. Its product is annotated as mitotic-spindle organizing protein 1B. Lineage: Eukaryota; Viridiplantae; Streptophyta; Magnoliopsida; Fabales; Fabaceae. The coding region runs from base 268 to 483 and encodes 71 amino acids. The transcript has 2 exons. The record is from RefSeq and is a predicted model, not a curated record. Gene Ontology annotation, cellular component: spindle; gamma-tubulin ring complex; interphase microtubule organizing center. Gene Ontology annotation, biological process: mitotic spindle assembly; gamma-tubulin complex localization; microtubule nucleation by interphase microtubule organizing center.
GAUACCUUUUUCAUUCAGCUCCGGUCCAAAUGAAACAAAAUUUCCAAUUUUUUCUCCAUUCCCAAAUUUUAUCGAAAUUCGACCUAAAUUUCGUUUCUUCUUCUCACCGAACCGUCCGGCGAACGCUCCACCGUCACGCCGUUCUCGUCCGGCACGUCAACCUGCUUCCUUUCCGGCUCGAAUCUUCGCAGUUCGCGUAGGUUCUUUUGCUGCACGUCCCUCCGUCACGCCGAAACAUCCUUCACCUUCGCUCGAACAGCUUUAAGCAUGGAUCCAGAAGCCGCGAGAAGUGCACGUGAAUCUUUGGACCUGGCAUUUCACAUGUCCAAUAUACUCGACACGGGUUUAGACCGUCAUGCACUUUCUAUUCUCAUUGCCCUCUGUGAUCUUGGGGUCAAUCCUGAAGCACUUGCUGCUAUUGUCAAGGAACUUAGAAAGGAGAGGCUCCCACCGUCAUCAUUGCAUCCCACACCUCCUUCUUGAUCAUACAUGUAUUUUGUUGCUCCUAUCUCAAAUAUUGUUUUGUGGAAGGUAUUUUUUAUGCUUAUAUUUGAAUGAUUGUAUCGCAUGCAAAGGUGAAUACACGGAACAAAAAGAUUGAUUUAUCAAGAAAUGCUGAUUGUUUUAGGAGCAUUGUAGAUAACCGGAACAAUGGAAGAGUAGUUCAGGUGUAUAAGAUUUCUGCCUAACAGAAGUACUUGUUGUGUUUUGUUCUUAUUGUUACUUGAAGACUAUUUAUUUACAAAAGCUAUUGUCUAACUUUAUUGUAAGAUUGGUUUUUUAUUUUUGGUCAAGUAGUCUAGUGGCUGGAGUUCAGCAUUUAAUUUUCCUGCACAGCUACCAACUGAGCUGACUUAGGGGAGUCUGUAAGAUUGGUUUAUCUUGGAAGCAAUAUGUGUUUUAGCAAUGUUUCCUAGUAAUGGGUACCUACCUAAUGUAUUCUUUUAUUACAUCUAUGAAACAAGGAAAUCCUUCCUUUCUUGUUUUA